AUGGAAGUCGAGUUAGACGAGCACCACUACCUGUUUACCAACCCCUACACUGGCAAGUCCUACAUAAAGAAGAAGCAAGGUUCUAUGCAGGAAGAAGCCACGAUGCCGCACACAGAGGACAUGCCCGUACCGGGAGACACCCAGCAAACUGACUUCAACAGCUGGUUCAACACCGGUGCUUCCAAGAAUCGGAAUGCUACGAAACGUCGCCCUACAGUCACCGGGACCUCAACUGUGAAUGGACGUGGUGGUAAGAUCAACAAAACGGGACCAGGUUCUGUUGCAGCUGUUCCACAGAACAUCCACCUAACAAAGAACAACAGUGACCUGACCGAAAAGCCUGAUGACGACGACGCAAGUAGUACUGCCAGUGGCGACUUCGAUGAGAAGGUAAGGCAAAUUGUUGACAACCAAAUUGGAGGAAGCCUCGCUGAUUACACCAGGAAGAAGUUCGUUAAAUCCAUCAGAGACCCAAUUGCCAAGUCUCAGAAGGAAGGUCUGGAGAGACUACGGGGCGACGUCGUGCCCCAGGUCAAUGUGGCAAAUGGCAACAUCAAGGGUGCCAUGAACAUGAUCAGCCAGUUUCGAAUGGAGUAUGACACCCAAAGAGCACAGGAUAUGAGGUUCCAGCAGUUCGUUGUGGAGAAAUUAGGUCAGAUGAAUGGUACCGUUGAAGCCCUUGGAAGGUACAUUCUGAAGAAGCUUGGCAGCAACGAUGGAUUGGACGACGUCAGUUUGACUAACAUGGUUGCCUUCGACAACUACGAUGGAAGUUCUUAGUGGCAAGUGUGAUUGGGUGUGCAGAAAAGUGAAGUCGGAGAAUUAACAGUUUUUAGUCCCA
Seminavis robusta is the source of this 841-nucleotide messenger RNA. NCBI's taxonomy places the organism in Eukaryota, Bacillariophyta, Bacillariophyceae, Naviculales, Naviculaceae. The record is from the annotation of a GenBank genome assembly.